This is a messenger RNA of Anopheles cruzii, 1776 nucleotides long. RefSeq names its product arylsulfatase B-like. The record is from RefSeq and is a predicted model, not a curated record. The transcript is spliced from 4 exons. Bases 1 to 1776 code for a protein of 591 amino acids. NCBI's taxonomy places the organism in Eukaryota, Metazoa, Arthropoda, Insecta, Diptera, Culicidae.
AUGAAACUUGGUGUGGUCUACCAGUGGCUACUCAGCGGCUGCUGGUGGUGGUGUUGUGGAGCUAGUGCUGCCCAGCCCAACAUUGUCAUCAUCGUGGCGGACGAUCUGGGCUGGAACGAUGUGAGCUUCCACGGCUCGAACCAGAUUCCCACACCCAACCUGGACGCCCUGGCGUACGAUGGCGUCAUCCUGAACCGUCACUACGUGCCACCGCUCUGUACCCCGGCACGGGCUGCCCUGAUGACCGGUCGUAAUCCGAUAAACCUGGGUAUGCAGGACGACGUCAUCAUCUCCGACCAGCCGUGGGGUCUCGGGCUGGAUGAGCGGCUACUCCCACAGUACUUCCGCGAAGCCGGCUACCGGACGCAUCUGGUCGGCAAGUGGCACCUCGGUUUCUUCCGGCAGGCCUACACACCAACCCGCCGGGGCUUCGAGUCACACUUCGGCUACCUGGGGCCGUACAUCGACUACUGGGACCACAGUCUGCAGAUGAGUGCGUCAUCCUCCCGCGGACGGGACCUGCGGCGGAACACUGCCGUCGAGUACGUCGCCAAUGGUACCUACGCGACGGAUCUGUUUAACGACGAGGCCAUUCGUAUCAUCCGCUCCCACAACACAGCGGAACCACUGCUCCUGGUGCUGACCCACCUCGCGCCACACACCGGCAACGUGGACGAUCCGCUGCAGGCACCCGCGGAGGAGAUUGCCCGAUUUGGACACAUCCGCGAUGCGCGCCGGCGAACCCUGGCAGCGAUGAUAUCGCGGAUCGAUGCCGGUGUCGGGCGGCUUCACAGUGCCCUUCGGGAGCGGAACAUGGUGGAGAAUAGCAUCAUUCUGUUCUUAGCGGACAACGGUGCCCCGACGGUCGGAAUACACGCCAACUCCGGAUCGAACUAUCCGUUGCGAGGGCAAAAAGCUUCCCCCUGGGAGGGCGCAGUCCGUGGAGUGGCCUUCAUCUGGAGUCCACUGUUGACAGCGCGAGGCUACGUUUCCGAACAGUGGAUUCACGUCAGCGACUGGUUGCCAACGUUGGGUCGCGCAGCUGGCAUCGGCGCGAUCCCCAGGACGGACAGUCCCAUCGACGGACAGGAUCAGUGGAGCGCUCUGCAGUCCGGCAGCGGUUUGGGGCCGCGAUCCGUUGUGAUGAACAACGUUGAAGAUCGGUGUAACUACAGUAGCUACACGAAACGUGGCUGGAAGUACGUCAGUGGAUCCUGUGCCGACGGCCAGUACGACGGUUGGUUGGGCGAGUUACCCGAUCACGAUCAACUACCCGAGCAGCAGUACUUCGAUCUGCUAAUGGCCCCGGACACUUUGGGUCAAGUCUUGCGACUGCCUCCCCCGGAUAAAGUGAGGAGUCUUCGAGCAACAUCCACAUUGCAGUGCCAGAAUGCCGCAGAACCGGAUCGGCCGUGCGAACCACUCGUCGCUCCGUGUCUAUUCAAUCUGCUCGAGGAUCCGUGCGAACGGAGAAACAUCGCCCAACAGCAUCCGGCCAUCGUGGACGAGCUAUACGCCGAUGUUCUGUACUACCGGCGGCACAGUGUCCGGCCACGUAACCAACCACCGGACAGCCGGUCCGAUCCUGCCUCGUACAACUACACCUGGACCUGGUGGCAGGACGAACUGGACGCGCGGAUGGUUCGCUCCCCAAGCAUCCUACCGAUGCUGUUGGCGGCAGCAGCGUUAGCCAUCGUAUUCGCCGUAUGCUUAGUGGUGAAACUCGUUUCAUGCAGUCGAAACAGUAAGCUGGAAGACUGCGGAGGUCGCGACUGA